UUGACAUUGCAACUAUUGAAAUGGCUAAGAUUUGCGUCAUUCCAAUUUUCAUUAUUGGGCUUCUCUUUACAGGCUUAGAAUGUCUUUCGCAAGGAAUUUUUCAACCCUAUACAGAGGAGAGUCUAGAAGAGCGAAGCCACACUGUAGAGUCACACCAAUUCCAACCAGUCAAUGCAGUGACAUAUGAUGGACCUAAAAAGUGUAUUAAAGUGUUCAAUCAAACUACGCAGUGCAACCCUACGGAUUGUCAAACUCUUUGUGCUCCGUAUCCUGAGGGUAAUGGAUUUUGCAUGAGAAUGGAUCCUAAUAAAUGUUUCUGUAUAUGGAAAUGUGUACCCGGUAAAUAAAAUACUCAUGUACCCAAGGUCUU
Messenger RNA from Lotus japonicus, 370 nucleotides. RefSeq lists its product as uncharacterized. The transcript is spliced from 3 exons. NCBI's taxonomy places the organism in Eukaryota, Viridiplantae, Streptophyta, Magnoliopsida, Fabales, Fabaceae. The coding region runs from base 21 to 347 and encodes 108 amino acids. The record is from RefSeq and is a predicted model, not a curated record.